Notothenia coriiceps (black rockcod) is the source of this 869-nucleotide messenger RNA. It is a transcript of the gene hoxa5a, whose product is annotated as homeobox A5a. Gene Ontology annotation, molecular function: DNA-binding transcription factor activity, RNA polymerase II-specific; RNA polymerase II cis-regulatory region sequence-specific DNA binding. The transcript has 2 exons. Gene Ontology annotation, biological process: regulation of transcription by RNA polymerase II; anterior/posterior pattern specification. Bases 36 to 869 code for a protein of 277 amino acids. NCBI's taxonomy places the organism in Eukaryota, Metazoa, Chordata, Actinopteri, Perciformes, Nototheniidae. The record is from RefSeq and is a predicted model, not a curated record. Gene Ontology annotation, cellular component: nucleus.
UACUUACUACGAGCGAACGGAGGAAUUGUCAACAAAUGAGCUCCUAUUUUGUGAACUCAUUCUGCGGUCGGUAUCCCAAUGGCGCGGACUUCCAGUUACAUAAUUAUGGAGACCAUAAUACGGAAAACGAGCAAUACAGAGACUCAACAGCCAUGCACUCGAACAGGUAUGGCUAUGGCUACAACGGGAUGGACCUAACAGUUGGUCGGACCGGUACCGGACACUUUGUGGGCGACGAGCAGACACCAGGCUACUCCCCGAGUCACUCAGCGGCGACAACACCCUCGGUGGAGCCGGUCAGGUACAACCAGUCUGCCAGCAACAACAGGACACCGUCUCUCUCGCCACCACCUGACCCACUACCGUGCUCCUCGGUCGCCACCUCUUCCCCGGUCCACGAAACUCAAUCUCAACACCGAGCCGUGAAAAACUCUAUAAACACCCCGUGUUCAAGCUCUAACGGAGGCUCGCUGCUGCUCAGCCGGGACUGUGUGUCCAAAUCUUCCCCCCUCGAGGAAGAGAAACCUACGGGAAGCGCACCAACAACUCCUCAAAAUGUCACCGACUCAUCACAGCCACAGAUAUACCCGUGGAUGAGAAAACUUCAUAUAAAUCAUGAUUUGUCAGGACCAGAGGGUAAGAGAGCCAGGACUGCAUACACCCGGUACCAGACCCUGGAGCUGGAGAAGGAGUUCCACUUCAACCGGUACCUGACCCGCAGGCGGAGGAUCGAGAUAGCCCAUGCCCUCUGCCUCUCAGAGAGACAGAUCAAAAUCUGGUUUCAGAACCGUAGGAUGAAGUGGAAGAAAGACAACAAGCUGAAGAGCAUGAACAUGGCGUCUGCAGGCGGGGGAGGCUACAGGCCUUGA